Molecule: messenger RNA, 732 nt
Organism: Peniophora sp. CBMAI 1063
Lineage: Eukaryota; Fungi; Basidiomycota; Agaricomycetes; Russulales; Peniophoraceae
Source: the annotation of a GenBank genome assembly
AUGUCUAUCCCGUUCCCGCACGUCGGCUACUCUGAGAAGUGUCGGAAGCGCAUCCGCGUUAUGCACGCAGGGCAGGUCCUUGCCGAUACGCGCAAAGCCAAGCUAGUCUGGGAACACGUCUUCUACCCGCUCUACUACAUCCCCAUCAACGACGUCGACGAGAUCUACUUCGAGCACGCGGGCGGCGACGCCGAGGCGGACACGUACGACAUCGUCGUCAACGACCGGCGCUCGGCCGGCGCGGCGCAGCUGUUCAAGCACGGCGACCUCAAGGGGUGGCUGAAGAUCGGGUUCGAUAAGGUCGAUUCGUGGUUCGAGGAGGACGAGGAGAUAUUCGUGCACCCGAAGGACCCGUACAAGCGUACGGACGUGCUGCAGUCAUCGCGCGAAGUCCGUGUCGAGAUUAACGGCAUCGAGAUCGCAAAGACGAACAAGGCGCGGCUGCUGUUCGAGACCGGGCUGCCCGUGCGGACGUACAUCCCCAAGACCGACGUACGCCUAGAGCACCUCGAGCCAUCCGAUCUGAUGUCUGCUUGCCCAUACAAGGGCGUCGCAAGCUACUACGACGUCAAACUGCCCUCGGGAGAGAAGCUCGAGGGCCUCGUAUGGUGGUACCGCAACCCCGGCCUCGAGUGCGCCGACAUCAAAGGCUACAUCGCGUUCUACGACGAGAAAGUCGACACGUUCAUCGACGGCGAGAAGGUCGCGCGCCCGCGGACGCACUUCGGUUGA